GGGACCGAGCAGGGCGACGCGGCGGCGGGCGAGCGCGAGGAGCUGCUGCUGCUGCAGAGCACGGCGGAGCAGCUGCGCCAGACGGCGCUGCAGCAGGAGGCGCGCAUCCGCGCCGACCAGGACACCAUCCGCGAGCUCACGGGCAAGCUGGGCCGCUGCGAGAGCGGCCUGCCGCGCGGCCUCCAGGACGCCGGGCCCCGCCGCGACACCAUGGCCGACGGCGCCUGGGACUCGCCCGCGCUUGUGCUGGAGCUGGAGGACGCGGUGCGCGCCCUGCGGGACCGCAUCGACCGCAUCGAGCAGGAACUCCCAGCCCGUGUGAACCUCUCAGCGGCCCCGGCUCCAGCGCCCGCAGUACCCACCGCCCUGCACUCCAAGAUGGACGAACUGGAGGGGCAGCUGCUGGCCAAGGUGCUGGCGCUGGAGAAGGAGCGCGUGGCCCUCAGUCAUAGCAGCCACCGGCAGCGCCAGGAGGUGGAGAAGGAGCUGGAUGCCCUGCAGGGCCGUGUAGCCGAGCUGGAACAUGGGUCCUCGGCCUACAGCCCCCCAGACGCCUUCAAGGUUGGCAUCCCCAUCCGAAACAACUACAUGUAUGCACGUGUGCGCAAGGCGAUGCCUGAGCUCUAUGCCUUCACUGCCUGCAUGUGGCUGCGGUCCAGAUCGGGUGGCACGGGCCAGGGCACCCCCUUCUCCUACUCGGUGCCGGGGCAGGCCAAUGAGAUCGUGCUGCUGGAGGCAGGUCAUGAGCCCAUGGAGCUGCUGAUCAACGACAAGGUGGCCCAGCUGCCCAUGAGCCUGAAAGACAACAGCUGGCACCACAUCUGCAUCACCUGGACCACAAGGGACGGCCUGUGGUCUGCCUACCAGGACGGGGAGCUGCGGGGUUCUGGGGAGAAUCUGGCAGCCUGGCACCCCAUCAAGCCUCAUGGGAUCCUUAUUCUGGGCCAGGAGCAGGAUACCCUGGGAGGCCGAUUUGAUGCCACUCAGGCCUUUGUUGGUGACAUCGCGCAGUUUAACCUGUGGGACCAUGCACUGACACCUGCCCAGAUCCUGGGCAUUGCCAACUGUACUGCGCCGCUGCUGGGCAACGUCCUCCCCUGGGAAGACAAGCUGGUGGAGACCUUCGGGGGUGCCACAAAGGCCACCUUUGAUGUCUGCAAGGGGCGGGCCAAGGCAUGAGGGCCACCUUGUCCAGGGCCCCUCCCAUGCCUGCCACUUUGGGGACCUUAAGGGGGCUGUUUCCCCCGCAGUCUGUCCACCUACUGUCCUUCCCUCCUGCCCACUCCUGCCCAUGCCUCUCCUUUACCCUCGCCUGUAACCACUCCUCCAGAAUCCCCUGCCCUGCAGUAGGUGUCCUCUCGGUCACCUGGGUGGCGACAAGCAUCUCAAGUCCACAGGUGGAGCCUGGGCUGAGUCCUGGCUCUGGCCCUCCUGGUACUACGCAGGAGUGGUCUCCUCCCCACCCUACCCUGCCCUGUCCAUCACCCUGAUUCCACUGAUCCCAACAGCACCCCCAUGGGGUUGUUGCAGGAUGGCUCCCGUGCUGCAGGCCUGCCCUGUCCCCUCCAGGGCCACAGCAGGCUGUAGAAGGGGAUGACAGAGACUUGGGAGAUCAGGCCCUCCCUCCUCCACUUUCCCACCAGCUGCCCAUCAGGGAGCGCCCCCCCAGCCCCUUCCUCAUUGCUUGUGUACGGUGGUUUGAAUGUGGGUUCCAUGCCCGGUACAGUGCCCUCUCAGUUUCCAGGACACUCCCUUCCCAGCUCCAGCCUGGAGGGCCUGAGGGACUAAGACCCCCCGAAGCCAAAGGGCUGUAGCAAGCCCUGAGUGCCCCGGAAGCUGUGUCCACUGCCACAGUCAUCCCUCCUGCUCCAUGCCCAGGACAGGUCCGGGACCCAUGCAGCCUGAGCUAGGAGAAGCUUCAGGCAGACACAGCAGCACAGGUGGCACCACUGCUGGUGGAGCCACAUUACCAAGCCAUGUGGCCUCCUGUGAGUGCCUGCCCUCCCAGGCCUCGCUGUCCUCCUGUGCCAGUCAUUUGCAAAGCCAGUGUAAGAUGACCCACAAUCCUAGACAAACGGGCAAUCCUAGAGACCCAGGGACUGCAGGGAUGGGUUCUGGGGCUGGGCAGCAGAGGGGCUGAGGCUGGGUAUGGGUUAGGCCAGCAGCUUCUCCAAGGUCAGUGUCAAGGGCAAGGGUUCAGGUCAAGCAGGCUCACACGUGGUCUAAAAACAUCAGUCCUCUCUGGGUCUCCCCUCCCCCACCUGGCAUCCAGCCUGACUGGGAUUUUGUCUCCAAGGGUAGCUUGGCUCUCUGGUUCCUAUCCUUGAGUCUGUCAUUACCAGCUCUCCCACAAGAGAAGAAUAUCAGAGCUGAGAAAAACCACUCUGAUCUCUUGCUUUAUGGCAGAUGGAGAAGAACUCAGAGAGGGCAAGAUACUUGCACAGACUCACACAGCAAAAGGGCCAGAACUACAACCCAGAACUUCAGUGUUCUUCCCUC
Molecule: messenger RNA, 2499 nt
Organism: Chinchilla lanigera (long-tailed chinchilla)
Lineage: Eukaryota; Metazoa; Chordata; Mammalia; Rodentia; Chinchillidae
Gene: Nptxr
Product: neuronal pentraxin receptor
Source: RefSeq, a predicted model, not a curated record